UAUUUGUGGAAUUCAGCAUCUGGAACGAGCGGGAAACAAGCUGACUCUCUUUGACUCCCUCUAUUUCUGCAUAGUGACAUUUUCCACUGUAGGCUUUGGAGAUGUUACUCCCAAGAUCUGGCCUUCCAAAUUGCUGGUUGUCAUUAUGAUCUGUGUUGCCCUUGUAGUCUUACCAAUACAGUUUGAGCAACUGGCUUAUUUGUGGAUGGAAAGACAAAAAUCAGGUGGAAAUUAUAGCCGACAUAGAGCUCAGACGGAGAAACAUGUUGUUUUGUGUGUCAGUUCUCUUAAGAUUGACCUGCUUAUGGAUUUUCUAAAUGAGUUCUAUGCUCAUCCUAGGCUCCAGGACUACUAUGUGGUUAUAUUGUGUCCCACUGAGAUGGAUGUUCAGGUUCGAAGAGUGCUUCAAAUUCCAAUGUGGUCCCAAAGGGUUAUCUAUUUGCAAGGUUCAGCACUGAAGGAUCAAGAUCUCCUGAGAGCUAAGAUGGAUAACGCGGAGGCCUGUUUUAUUUUAAGCAGCCGUUGUGAAGUGGACAGAACUGCAGCGGACCAUCAAACCAUUUUAAGAGCUUGGGCACUUAAAGAUUUUGCUCCAAAUUGUCCACUGUAUGUUCAGAUAUUGAAGCCUGAAAAUAAGUUUCAUAUUAAAUUUGCAGAUCAUGUUGUAUGUGAAGAGGAAUUUAAAUAUGCAAUGUUGGCUUUAAACUGUAUUUGCCCAGCUACAUCAACGCUUAUCACCUUAUUAGUUCAUACUUCAAGAGGGCAAGAGGGCCAACAGUCACCAGAACAGUGGCAGAAAAUGUAUGGGAGAUGCUCUGGGAAUGAAGUAUAUCACAUUAACUUGGAGGAGAGUGUGUUUUUUGCUGAGUAUGAAGGAAAGAGUUUCACAUACGCAUCUUUCCAUGCACACAAAAAGUUUGGUGUUUGCUUAAUCGGUGUUAGGAGAGAAGAUAACAAAAAUAUUUUGCUGAACCCAGGCCCCCGGUAUAUUAUGAGCUCUUCAGACAUAUGUUUUUAUAUUAAUAUCACAAAAGAAGAAAAUUCUGCUUUUAAGAAACAAGAGCAACAUCGGAAAAAUCACUCAUCAAGGUUGUUUUAUCAUGGUCCUUCUCGACUGCCAGUGCACAGCAUAAUUGCUAGUAUGGGUACUGUUGCUAUAGAUUUGCAAGAUACAGGCUGCAGAUCUCCAAAUGCAACUACCUUAACUCUUCCUUCAGAAGCCGCUAAAACAGGCAGAAGGCCCAGCAUUGCACCUGUUCUGGAGGUUGCAGACACUUCAGCACUUCAUAGCUGUGAUCUCUUAAGUGACCAGUCAGAAGAUGAAACCACACCCUCUGAUGAAGAAGUUUUGAAUGGUCUGGAGUAUUUAAAAGGCUAUCCCCCUUACUCACCUUAUAUAGGAAGUUCUCCUACCUUCUGCCAUUUGCUCCAUGAAAAAGCACCAUUUUGCUGUCUCAGAUUAGAUAAGGGGUGCCAGCAUAACUACUAUGAAGAUGCCAAAGCUUAUGGAUUCAAAAACAAAAUAAUUAUAGUUGCUGCAGAGACUGCUGGAAAUGGACUCUACAACUUUAUUGUUCCUCUCAGGGCUUAUUACAGACCAAAGAAAGAACUCAAUCCGAUUGUGUUGCUGCUGGAUAAUCCGCCAGAUAUGCAUUUUCUGGAUGCAAUCUGUUGGUUUCCAAUGGUUUACUACAUGGUGGGCUCUAUUGACAAUCUAGAUGAUCUGCUAAGGUGUGGUGUGACAUUUGCUGCCAACAUGGUUGUUGUGGACAAGGAAAGCACUAUGAGUGCUGAAGAAGAAUACAUGGCAGAUGCUAAGACAAUUGUAAAUGUACAGACCCUCUUUAGGUUAUUCUCCAGUCUGAGCAUAAUUACUGAAUUAACUCAUCCUGCCAACAUGAGAUUCAUGCAGUUCAGGGCCAAAGACUGCUAUUCUCUUGCUCUAUCAAAAUUGGAGAAGAAAGAACGAGAGAAAGGUUCCAACCUGGCAUUCAUGUUUCGAUUGCCCUUUGCUGCUGGCAGAGUUUUCAGUAUCAGCAUGCUGGACACCUUGCUAUAUCAGUCAUUUGUUAAGGAUUACAUGAUCUCUAUCACUAGACUUCUGCUGGGACUGGAUACUACACCAGGAUCUGGGUUUCUCUGUUCUAUGAAAAUCACAGAAGAUGAUUUGUGGAUCAGAACAUAUGCCAGACUUUAUCAGAAGCUUUGUUCUUCGACUGGAGAUAUUCCUAUAGGAAUCUAUAGGACUGAAUCACAGAAACUAGUAACAUCUGAGUCUCGAGAAAUGGCUUCACAAUCUCAAAUUUCUAUCAGUGUGGAAGAAUGGGAGGACACCAAGGAUAAUAAAGAACAAUUUAACUACCGUAGCAAUCACCGUAACUCAACUUCAAGUGAUCAGUCAGAUCAUCCUUUGUUACGACGAAAAAGUAUGCAGUGGGCUCGGCGGCUGAGUAGAAAAGUGCCAAAGCAUUCAGCAAAAACAGCAGAGAAAAUAAGCCAGCAGAGAAUGAAUCUUUACAGAAGGUCAGAAAGACAAGAACUUGCCGAACUGGUGAAAAACAGAAUGAAACAUCUGGGACUCUCAACAGCAGGAUAUGAUGAAAUGAAUGAUCACCAAAACACUCUUUCAUACAUUCUGAUCAAUCCUUCUCCAGACACACGACUUGAGCUGAAUGAUGUUGUAUACUUGAUCCGCCCAGAUCCAUUGUCAUAUGUUCCAAAAAGUACAUCUAGCCAAAAAAACAGCUUCUGCAAUGCCAUUGGGCAAGACACCAGAGAAGAAACACAACUUUGAUGCAUCACUCGGUUCAUUGAUGGAAAGACAUUUUUAUACAAAUAACUGUUUUGGAAUUUAGUGAUGAUGAAUUUAGUAUAGCUGGACCUUUCUGAGAACUGGCUUAUAAUGGUCAAUGAAUGUUAAUAGAACAACUGCUUUAUUUAAGUUAUAGGAAUGAUUCUGAAAAGCUGUCUAAGAUUUUUCAAUAAUUAUUCAGAUCCUGGAACUAAAACUAGCAGAACUAUGAAAAGUCUAAGCAAGUAUGCCAUGGUUUACUAGUAGAAAGUAGAAAAAGUGAUACUGUGCUCAAAAUCUUGUUUCUUAUCUUGGUUUCAAUUAGCCACUGUGCAGCCAUAACUUAUUUC
Python bivittatus (Burmese python) is the source of this 3141-nucleotide messenger RNA. The record is from RefSeq and is a predicted model, not a curated record. Lineage: Eukaryota; Metazoa; Chordata; Lepidosauria; Squamata; Pythonidae.